GUUGUACUUCGUUUCAUGAGAUACCCCACUAGAUUUAGAUCUAGAUUCUUGGCCUAUGCGUUUACAACGGCCGCUUGGCCUAUUGCAAACUGUUCGUGGAAACGCUGACAGCGGGAACGGACCCGCGUUUGUGUUUUGAUCCUGUGGGCUUGCUCCUGUGUUUCUGGACUGCUGAUCCAGAUCUACUGAAGUUGGGACACUCUCGGUUGACGUCAGUACUGCCGUAGAAUCUACGUGAAUGUCACUGUGUGAAGUAAUACCUUGACCGUUAACACAAUUGCUGGAAUUGACGACAGUUGCCAUUCGAGCAAAAUUCUAAACACGGACCGGACAGUUAGCACAGAUGUAUUCUUCUCGAUAACUCGUUCCGAUCUCAAGACAAUUUGGCUCUUUUUCAUUCAGCACUGUUUUUGGAUAUUGCUUCAAGGAGAACCCGACGAAAGAGUCCUACCUGCUGGCUUAGUUCCCCCUCUGACAAAGGACAAAGACUUGGCUCUUUACAUACUCACACUGAAAGGUGUUGGCUUACUCACCCCACACGAACGUGACGCCAUCUUUGGACGUUUCAACCGCCCUCAACUUUCACCACUGUCAGCAGCUGUUCUUUUGUUUUUAUUUUGAAUUGUUUUUCCCCCACGGCUAGAGGAGAAGAGUUGUUUUUUUGUUGUGUGAUACACUUCUAUUCCCAGUGUGUGUGUGUAUUUUGUUUUGUUUUUCGUCCAAGAAGACACGUUGAGGUGUUUUAAGGUUGUUUGUUGUAUCCCUUACCCUCGUGCCCGUCCACCGAUAUUCCUCCUCCACACCGACUCGGAACUAGGUAGGAUCUUUUUUCUCCCGCCUCCUGUUCAACCCCCUGUCUCGUCAGCCCUGAUGGAGGACCACCACUAAGAUGCCGGGCCGAGUCUACAGCGGGGGAGGAAACUUUUACCGCCAGGGCAGCGCCAAGAUGACGCGCAACAUCGGCGGCGACAUGCCACAGCACCACCAGAACGGCCAGGGCCACGCCGGCGGCAACUUUCCGCACUCGGCUGCGCAGCGCAGCAAGCAGGAGGAGCGCGCCAUCCGCGAGGCGCACCGCAAGGAGGUCAAGCUAGACUCGUACCUUGCGGACGACGAGAACUUCCCCUCCUUCAAGAUACAGCUGGCCAAGAUGGCGCUGCAGCUCCGCGACAUUCCCGCCGACGGUGAGAAAUCUGCAGCGACUGGGUACCCACGCGGGGAAUGACGCCAUCGUGGCGUUUGCCAAGCUGCACGGCGUCAACGUAGUCAUCCAUCAGCUCAACGGGAAACCCCUGCUGAUCUCGGGUCCGCCCAACAACAGCGACCUGAUCCGCCAGCUCCACAUCGCCUACCACAAUGGCGACCACUACAGCAGCGUGAGACGGCUGGACGACAACACAGAGUCACCCGCACACAUACGUCUACAGGAUUCAGGACCAGAGUCGAAACAGAAGCAGGUCAGCGAGCAUUGUGGGGGCGUGGUGCGGGUGCACCGAGGGCUGGAGGACAUAGAGAACGAGGUGAUGCUGGCCACUCAGUGUUCGGACAUAGAGCGAGUACGCGAGGCUCUCCUGGACUGUGAGUAUGAUGUGGACGCGUCCAUCGCCGACCUCCUCCAGCAGAUGGAGCUCAGAGACACCGGAGGACCCCCAGACGACAACACAUCGCUGACCUCUAAGAGGACCUCCACGGACAGCGGCGUGUUCAACGGCAACGGCUCCACCACCACCAACAGCAACAGCAGCAGCCCCAACAGCAACAGUGGCCGCAUCGCAGGCAGCGCCCUCAAGACCAACGGCAACGGCUCGGUCAACGGGAAAGGUCACAAGGUGCACUUCCGAGAAGACAGCUACGGCGGAAGUUCGGGCUACGGCUCCCUCAACAGCAAUAAAGGGGGCGGGGCCAGGCCCAAGAUGGCCGUCGUACCGCAGGUGUCGGCAAAGAAACUGAAGGAGGCAAAGAAACUGGAGAAGAAGCGUCGGGCAGAGGAGAGGCACAGACAGAAGUUCCUGGGUGGAGGGGCGGGCCAGUUCCACCCACAGGCGUCUGACGUGCGGGACGUGACGGUAGUGGACCAGAGACAGACCCAUGUGGUCUCUGUGCCUGGAGGACGGCUGACCAGUAUCUGAAGGGGGGGGGUCGCUGCUGCUGACCACCGGUAUACCUCUAGUUGUCGUCUUCGGUUUGGUCGCUUGGAGAGUUUCAUCAUUCCCAUCGCUCAUCUGACUUGUUCUUCCUCUCAUCUUCGGCCUCAUCAAUGGUUGUGACUUAAAGAUUGCCAAGACUUGUCUUUUUGAUAAGCGUGUGUUGCUGGCUACUGGUUCAGACUUCUCACAAAGGAACUUCGUUUUUGUACAUCGGAACAGACGAAUAUUUUAAAAGAAUCUUUUUCUGUGCAAGAUCAUCCAAAGAAACAUUGUGCUAAAUAUGGAUGAUGAUUUCAGCAAGAGAAGGAGAUUGAUGAUUAAGAUCAUUUGUCCCUCAGAAUAUAUUUCAACUUGUUCAUAAGGUAUUUGCAACAUAUUAGCAUUUCUUGAAGAAGGCCAAUCUGAGGCUCUUUGAUAUCAAAUGAAGUUUUAUUAUUCAAAGCCUCCUUAGGAGAAGAAAAGACCUUUUGAACUUUGAAUUUGGAGGAGCAUUAAAAUAAGUUACAUGCAUAUGAAUGUACUCACAAGACUGAUGGUUAUUUCAGUACAAGUACAGUUUCGGGUUCCUGUGUUUGUUCUGUCAGCGUUGAAGAAUUCGAUGGACUUUUUGCCUUAUGACACUUUGCGCCAGUACUGGUGUGUGUUUCCAGUGUUGUUCACAGCUAUGUUGUGGCGACGUUCCCUUUUCAUGCUUUGUUGAUACGUAUUUACAAUCGUGGAGCUGUGUGGUGUAUGUGCUGUGUUUUCGCCAAGUGUGUCAUUUUACAGCUGCAAGCAAGCACAAAGUUGUUCGGAGUUCAACAACUCGAGCAUUUGGGAAUUUUGGCAUGCAUAUUUUCAGUGUUUAACCUUUCUGUGCGCUUGUGUGAGCCUUCCAGUUGGCUGCUACCGAUAUACUCUGUGGGUUUAUUUUCUAUGACAGAUGGACAAUGGCCUGGAGUAUCUGACGCAUAAUGUGUUUUCACAGUGGAUCUUUCAUCCUCAGACUUACAGGAGAUAUUUUAUCUUGCACACAUCGAAUGUCAAAAGGUCUCAGUUGUAUUGAAACCGGGGUUCUAUAUGAGGAGAAAGCAUGCAAGUUCCAGGUCACUGCAGAUGCUGAGUGCUUGAUAAUGUGACAGGAGUUUAAACUGACCAGAAAAGAUGAACAAUCGACAGAUUGAUGCGUUCACAAGAAUAUAUUUUAUUGAACAGAUGUGUCUGGUUUCCAGAAUGUGAUGUAAACUUUUUGUCUUUGUAGAUGAGCAUGUCUAUAAACUAGAGGAAAAAUCCUGAGUGGUCACUCUUGUGAGAAUUAAGAAAAGCAGAAUGGUGACUUCUGUGAGUACCAAUGAAGUUAUGAAAAGUGACUUUUGUGAUUUCGUGGCCUCGAGACCCUUGGAUUCUUGCCCUCUUCGCACACUGUUUGAGUGGAAAUAACUGGGGAGGGGCAGUGCUAGGUUUACACAGACAGUGCUCAUGGUAACAGUGGCUGUUUUCUGCUGCCAAAAUAGGUUCAGUUUUUCCCAUUAUUGCCAGAUGUUGAUGCGAGACUUUACUAGUGUCUAAUUUGUUUUGCCAUUUGUCUGCAAGCUGUUCAGUUGUUCUAAAGCGUAGAGCGCAAAACUUUUUCAGAAUGGAAAAAAAAUCUGCUUCAUUCUGUUCAAAAUUGUACCCAAAUUAUGUAUCUUGUCUUCUUGAUGCUGGUUUGUUUUUUUUUUGUUUUUUUUUUGCAAACUUCUAGGAUUUGAAUACCAACAAAUUAUUUCUCGAGCACCUUCAAUUGAUAACUCAAAAACUGAAAUUGUUAAAAAAUUUUAAAUUGUGGACUUACUACAUCUGAAGAGCUGGCCGACGUUAUUCAGAGCUGACCUUGGAUGCUGACUGUGACUGAGCUGUGGGAACAGGGUUUGUACAGGAACUGGACGGAUUUCACCACAGAGAAAAAAGCAAACAAGUCUCUGUGGAGGUUUUAGAAAAAAAACCUACUUUGCCACUGUGGAGACUGGGCUUGUGAUAGUGAUACUGUUCUCUGAGUUUGAUUUUUUUUUUAAAUUGCAUUUUUUUUUGUUUUUAGCGUAUUGCCCAUCUCAUUUUUCGUGAAGUUUUGAAUUCACGAUUUGAGCUGCCCAGUGUCAUGUAAGCCUUUGUUAUCAGACAUACUCCUAGAUAUGUGCUAAUAUACAGCCAUGGCUUUUUUAAGUGGUCUUAAUUCCAAUGCCGUUCUGUGUAGAAAAUAAGUUCACAGAACGCAACACUGGCUUGCUUUAUAUACUUGGAUCACGCGGUGUACGUUUUGCCAGCUCGCACGUGUGACGUAACAUUGCAGGUUCUUCCUGAACUCUUGGGAAAAUGAUGAACAAAUCCUGUUAACAUUUCCCGAAAGAUUUGAAUAAGCAGAUUCCUUCAAAAAAUUGCAAAAAUUGUGAAUUCAAAUCGGGCAUGAAAAAAACCUGAUGUACAGAAGUUCCAGAUUGUUCCCUCACAGCUGACAACCAGUGUGCUCAGCCUCUAGCAUAAUUAGUAUCUGUUCCCAUGGCUGCGAUUGAUACACAGAAUUGUCCAACUUCUAAGUACCUUCUGUUUUCCCUCUUUCCUUUUCUUCCAUCUGUAUCCUAUUGCUGAGUACCUAUGCUGCUGCUGGUUUGUCAAAGGACUGAGAAAUCUGUGAAUAAUGUUUUGAAUUCAGGGCACAUCUUUUUUUGUUGUUUUGUUUUUGUUUGUUUUCUGUAUCCAUCCCUGUUCUUACCACUAAUAUAGCUUGUGUUGCUCGCGUUUUCUCUUCUUUUUUUUCCCCCAUCUGUUUUGUUUUUGGUUUCUUGAUUAUUUUUUUUAAACUUUGUCCUUCAACAACAUUGUCUGUGUAUGACAGAAGUAACUCUUGCUCAUUGUCUGACUGACACUUGGUCCGUGGUCAGUGUUUGUGAAUGGCACACCACAUAUAUAGUUGUACCUACAACAAUAUCUUGUAUAUAUGCAUAUUCACAUUUAUAGCACAAGCAUUAUAUAGUGACUCGAAUUGUUGAUUGCAUCUUUAAAUCUCUGUUUGGUAUAUAUGUUACUGUACACAGGUACUUACAGUGUACGCAGAUACUUACAGAUACAUGUAGGAGGGACCUUUUGUCGUGAGAAAACCAAGAUAACAUGACUAUAUUUUAUUGUGAUACAUGAAACAUGUGAGUAAUAUACCAUCAUUGCUUUUCCUAAUCAAACUAUUUGUUGGGACCUUGUAAUAGAGCUCUUCUUGUCUUUGUUCUUUAGGCCCCCCCCCCCCCCCUCUCACACUGAUACAACUUUAGUUUUGUUUAUAAAAUGUCCAUUCUGUCAUAGUGGGUUUUCUCUCUCUGCUUUUAUCCCUCCUUACGUCAUCUCUUCCCUUCCCUCCUCCCACCCUUAUUUUUGCCUAUGAUUUCCCUCUACUCCUCUCCUACCGCAUAUCUUGUUCUUGCUCCUGUUUCAAAGGAUGCCACUGUUCUGAAAACUUCAGAAAGUCCAGGGGGAAAAAA
This is a messenger RNA of Aplysia californica (California sea hare), 5632 nucleotides long. Its product is annotated as OTU domain-containing protein 3. Gene Ontology annotation, biological process: protein deubiquitination. Lineage: Eukaryota; Metazoa; Mollusca; Gastropoda; Aplysiida; Aplysiidae. The record is from RefSeq and is a predicted model, not a curated record. Gene Ontology annotation, molecular function: cysteine-type deubiquitinase activity.